This is a messenger RNA of Prorocentrum cordatum, 447 nucleotides long. The record is from the annotation of a GenBank genome assembly. Lineage: Eukaryota; Dinophyceae; Prorocentrales; Prorocentraceae.
CAGGAGCCCGUCGACGCCCACGGCGGACCUGCAGGCCAUAGACCUGGAGCGCUCGUUUGCCGCGUCCUCCGCCACGCCUGUACCCCAGGACGGCAGCCUGCCGCCGUCCUCCGCGGAAGAUGCCCCGCUGCAGGAGGCCUCCGCGCGGCCCGCGACGCCGCCCCGGACGCGGCCCGGGUCUUCACGAAGUACGGGUGCAACAUCAGCCGCAGGCGGUGACGUGAGAGUUUCGCAGCAGGUCUUCGUGAGCCUGGAGAAGGAGACUUCACGCACCACGUGCAGACCGUGUCGAUCGACUCGCUGGAGGAGGAGACUCCCCUGCGAGGAAGAUGCACCCCGCGAACGCCCUGGUGAACACCGCGGCGUCGGGGUUCUCCUCCGGCGUGGCCUCGUUCGUCGUCGAGCACCUGCUGCAGCCCACGACGUGGCAGCCGGACCCAGUGGAGG